Mercenaria mercenaria is the source of this 3714-nucleotide messenger RNA. Its product is annotated as cytochrome P450 3A24-like. Gene Ontology annotation, molecular function: steroid hydroxylase activity; heme binding; iron ion binding. The record is from RefSeq and is a predicted model, not a curated record. NCBI's taxonomy places the organism in Eukaryota, Metazoa, Mollusca, Bivalvia, Venerida, Veneridae. The transcript is spliced from 14 exons. The coding region runs from base 188 to 1729 and encodes 513 amino acids.
AGAGGGAGAAUGAAUAAACACUAUGUUUAUCACACUUACUCAGAGAGUUUGUGAUACUGCAUUAGAAUUAGUCUACUUGACACAAUUUAAGAUGCACUGAUGUUGAGUUCAAACUAAAAUACUUACCAUAAGUCUAUAAAUCAUAUUGUUAGAUACAUAGAUCUGACUCGGACAGCAAGCUGAAAGGAUGGAGAUAUUUGGGCUCUACUGGUUGUCAUGGCAACUAAUCAUCCUUCUGCUCAUUCUAGGAGCAAUUUUUCUGUAUCGGCAUUUUACAAUACUCAAGCGUUUAGGUAUCCCUGGUCCAGCACCACUGCCUUUCUUUGGAAAUCAACUGGAACAAUUCUUCAAAGGUAUACACAAGACAGAUGAAGAAUGGUUACAGAAAUAUGGAAAAGUUUUUGGUUACUACAGUGGCUAUCAACCAGUAAUUGCAAUAACAGACCCCGAAAUAUUGAAGGCUGUACUUAUCAAAGACUUCCAGAACUUCACAGACAGACCUCAAAGUGGUAACCUGCCAAAGUUACUUUUGAAUACACUUUUCUUUAUGAGGGGACGAACCUGGAAGAGAACCAGAAAUAUCAUAACACCUACCUUCAGUGCAGGAAAACUUAAAAAUCUGAUCCCCAUCAUAAACAAAUGUGCAGAAACACUGGUCAGUAAUAUAAAUGAUAAAGCUGGACAAGAUGUAGCCAUCAGAAAAUUCUUCAUUCACUUUACAAUGGAUGCUAUUGCCUCUACAGCCUUUGGUAUUGACAUUGACUCACAGAAACAACCUGACAGUCCAUUUGUAAAGAAUCUUGAUAAAGUCUUCAAGUUAAGAAAGUGGACAAGGAUACCUAUAGCUAUUUCUGCUGCUGUACCAUGUAUAGGGAAACUGCUGUAUAAGUUGGGAAUCACCACAUGGCCAAGAGAGAGUAUUCAGUUCUAUGAAGAAACUGGUAAAGCAUUAAUAAAUGAAAGGAGAAACAAUAAAAUGAGUAGGGUAGACUUUCUACAAAUGCUGAUGAAUGCAGAGUUUGAUGAAUCAAAAGAGGAAUACAUUCAUAAUAAAUCUACAUUUUCGAACGGAGUUUCCAAUGGUCAUCAAACACAUAAAGUAGAAAGACUGAGUGACGAUGAGGUAAAUGGUCAGGCAUUUGUUUUCUUCUUAGCGGGAUUUGAAACUACUGCCAGCCUGCUCCGAUACUCGGCAUAUGUGCUUGCUCUAAAUUCUGGAAUUGAUGCAAAACUUUAUGAUGAAAUACAAAAACAUGUAGGACAGGACGUUCCAGAUCAUGAGAAUAUCGGUAACUUGAAGUAUAUGGAUCAGUUCAUCAGUGAGGUGCUCAGAUUUUAUCCUCCAGUUCCAAGGUUGAGUAGAGUAGCUAAGGAGGACAUUACUGUUGGAGGAAUUACCAUACUCAAGGGUACCGGAGUACAUGUUCCAGUCUGGGCUAUACAUCACAGUGAGGAAAAUUACCCUUGCCCAGAAACUUUCAACCCGGAAAGGUUUUCUCAGGGCAAGAAGGGAGUAACAGAAGGGAUCACAUUUUUGCCAUUUGGCACAGGGCCAAGAAAUUGUAUUGGUAUGAGAUUAGCCCUUGUUGAAGCCAAGAUUGCUCUCGUUUAUUUAUUAAGGAAGAUAAGAUUUGUCAAAUGUGACAAAACACAGGUACCUUUAGAUCUGAACCAUUUUGGUAUACUGAGACCAGAAACACCAAUACAGGUCCGAAUAGAGACCCGUUGAGGAGAGUUUUUUGUUUAUUUAGAAGCAGGGAAUUUGUAAAUAUAGAUGUGUGUUAGAGAUCUUCCAACCAGAGAACAUAAACAGAUAAUGAAUUCAAAACAGAGACCUCUUGUAUCAUGAAAUAUUGGAAAAUGAUGUCGUCAUUGUGCCAGUCCAUGAAAUUAUAUAACAUAUAAGACGCUCAUUUAUUCAAUCUUAAAACUUCAAUGUUCAGGAAUGCAUAUCCAUCAAAUAGCUAUUGUGGCCUACAUAACAGCAUUUUGCGACAAUGAAGUUAAAUGGUUUUAUAGUGAUUAGUAGCCAGUGAUAUUAAAGAUGUAAGUAUGAUAUGAUAUAUUACACGAAAGAUGUCUUAUAGGUCCUUGCUUGAUUUUCAUAUUUUAACUUUUACAAGUGUUCAUGCCAUUUAAUCAAAUGCUAUUUAAUAUCACUUAAAGAUAAGGCAUUUCACUCAGAUAAGCCUACAAGAAUAUGUAAGAAAAUUAAAGUGUGGAACUGAUUGUCAACCAGGCUGUUUGAAAGGGAUAUUUGUGACUGAGCCAUUACAUUUCGCACAAAAGUGUUUGUACAAGUCAAUUUAAAGAAUAUCUUGUGGUUUCAGAUUCUUUUCUAGACGUUCAUCUAUUGCAAUAUUUGGAACAGUUAAUUGUUUCCAAAAUUUCAUCUUUUUAUUUUAUAUUUUUUCGUAUAUUCAUAUCAUUAUUUAUAUUAUUUAUACACAGAUUCAGCUCUAACUUUUCCUUAAUUAUUAGAUCUAGUAUUUAUGGUAAAAGGAUGUAAGAUAAAUAUCAUAAGAUGAUGUCUACGGGCAGUAUAUAUUGAGUUUGUUUAUAUUCAAAAGCUGUUGUAGAGCUGCAAUGUAUAUGCGUUAACAAAAUAUAAUAUUUGGUUAGAUCACUUUGAUGUUUUGUCUGAAAUAAAAGUAUGUAAUUUCAGAAUAAAAUGUUAUUUAUAAAAUCAGAAUGUGGUAAUGGUCCAUCGGGUGUUGAAUUAUAGGGCAGAAGGUCUGUUAUACACGCACACAUCAUUAUUAUAACAUGUAGGGGCAAACUACUUUUCUUACCUAAUGUUCAAUAACUAAAUAUUUUUUGACAGUUUUCAUGAACAUGUUAAUGAGAUAUAUGAUUUGAUUGGUAGUGAUAUAUGUUUUACUGUGUAAUUACAAAUAAUUUUGUAGAAAAUAUAACUGUUACGGUUAUGAAAAUGAAUAUAUAUGAAUACUGCUUAAUUACUAUUACGCACAAGAAAUAACUAAAUCACAUUUAUGAAUCAUAUUGGUCUCUUUUUAUAUAUUAUAUUUCUUCAUAUAACAUGUGCAAAUUAAAUCACAUAUUGUUACAUUGCGCUUAGACUUAAUAAGUACAUUUAUACAUCUUUCAUUUGUGAUGCAGCAUAAAACAGCGUAUGAAAAUAUGCAGCAGAACUGAAACAAAUGUUAUGUCCGUCUAAACAUUUACCUACUUGCUUCCUAAUUUUUCACAUACCCCUCUAUGAUUCAGAAACACACAAGAGGUAGAUUUCAGAUAAAAAAGUUGUUGUUUUUUGUGUGUAAUCCUUACGGUAUUUAUAUACAAAGUACAGAUACAAAAUUCAAAUUUUUGUUUAAAGUUGGAUGUUAACAAGAAGAAGAAGAAUAACAACUUUUAUUAACAAUAUCGACGAUAACGUGUCUUCGGCUAACGAACAGUAAAAAUAUUAUAAUAAUUAGAUAUUGUUUGCACAAGAUUUCAUUUCAACAUUAUCUAUGAACAUCUAUUGGCCGGCUCGAUUUUGUGCACCUUUUACCAUUUUCAGUUCCAAAAUUGUUUAAAAUAACAUCUGUUGCCAGUUAUCCUUACACUUUUCAUGUAUGGAACGCCACAGAUGCCUUAAAAUAACGUUAAUCAUAAUGUAUGUGUUGCGAACAUGUUAUAUGGUCAGCCCACUAUGAUACAUGAUGCCAUACAUACGGUAUAUGGUCAAUCUUCUACAAUAUAUGGUGCAGU